Messenger RNA from Pichia kudriavzevii, 2058 nucleotides. RefSeq lists its product as uncharacterized. The record is from RefSeq and is a predicted model, not a curated record. Gene Ontology annotation, molecular function: carbon-sulfur lyase activity; pyridoxal phosphate binding. Gene Ontology annotation, biological process: transsulfuration. Gene Ontology annotation, cellular component: cytoplasm. NCBI's taxonomy places the organism in Eukaryota, Fungi, Ascomycota, Pichiomycetes, Pichiales, Pichiaceae. The transcript has a single exon. The coding region runs from base 1 to 2058 and encodes 685 amino acids.
AUGACACCCUCGUAUGAUGUGAAUGGUAGUUCUAAUAACGAUAGAUCCAGUAGAGAUGGAACUAGUACGGAUGAAACAUGUAUGUUUAAGAAGAAACUUCCUAGGGCCACUUUAAAGCAAAAGAUCGAAGUUUUAGAUUACCUUGCAGGACCUCCGCAGCGAUCACAGAUAGAAGCAUUGGGCCAUUAUAGAAGACUUGGAGAAUUUGCUAUAUCGCAGGCAACACUUUCAAACUGGGCAACACACGAGGAUAAGAUCAGAGAGGAGUUUGAUAGAAACCCCAAUUUGAACUCGUACAAGAAAAUACCGGUGCUAAAGUACCCGGAGAUAAACGAUAAGGUUGAGAAACACAUCUCUAUCCUUAUAGAGGAGGGCAUAAAGAUAAACAACAAGAUCAUAAAGGAUACAUACAUAAAAUUCAUGAAGGAGGAAGGUUUAGACGUGUCCGAUUUUAAACUUUCCACAGGCAUGCUAAAGUCAUUUAAAAAGAGGAAUUUAAACCAUCUUAAGACCAAAUUGGAUGCCUCCCAUUUAGGUGCUUCCAACUCUUCUGAACAGAAGACCGAUGUUACUGAACAUGCUCUUCCAUUUGAUAACCACCAAAUACAUCCAAGGGAUGCAGACCUCCAGCUUAAUACCAUUUCGGAAACCAUCGACUUGGACUUGGAUGAUUUUGAUAAAAUUUUCAAUGACACCACCGUGGGCCUCAGUACAAAGUUAAUCCACUCCGGCGAUGCAUAUACACCAAAUUCUAAUGAUGUGUUCACCUUCAACCCUUCUUCGUUGGACUAUUCUAAUCAGCUCUUCAAUUUACCAGUCACAUUGCCUCAACUGCAAACAUCUCCGCCGGCAAUUUCCAACAAAGAUGCGCCACAAAGUAAAUGUAAGGAAUUAUCCUCAAUAUCAAAUAUACUCCCCAAUCCUUUACCGACGAAACACAAACUCCCGUAUUAUCCAACUUACAAGAACCCUUUAAAUGAUAGCCAUGCAUACUCAAAGAGACACCAUAAUACCACCAGCAAUGCGAACUUUGUUGGAUCCAAAAAUUCCAAUCCAAACAGUGAAAAGAUUGAGAAGAUAUUGGAAAACAUAACAAACGGCUAUGUCACCUUGUACAAUUCCGGAACUUCCGCUAUUAUGGGGAUAUUGAGUAACAUCAACCCGGAUAACGUGUUUAUUGAUGAUGAAGGCUAUCAAGGGACUCAUGAUGUCAUUGGGUUUUUAAAUAAAUUAACAAACGUCAAGAAAUUCCCAUUGUCUUCAUUGGAUGCGAGCUCUACCAUUCCUUCAAAUUCAGUUAUGAUUAUCGAAUCGCCAAUGAAUCCACUCGGUUAUGUGCAUGACAUCUCUCACUAUUCGAAAAUAUGUAAGUCGGGUAACAAUGGAGCCAAUUGUAAGUUAAUUGUUGAUUCAACGCUUGCCCCUCCACCUUUACAGGAGCCUUUCAAAAAUGGGGCAGACUAUAUUGUGUACUCCGCAGUCAAAUAUCUUGCAGGUGUUAGUGAUUUAAGUGCGGGAUUCGUUGUCUCAAAGGAUAAACCUUCAAAAAUCUCACUACAUAAUGAAAGGAUGGCCUUAGGGACCUCCAUCGCUAAUUUUGACAGCUUCUUAUUGUUGAGAAGCUUGAGAACGUACAAAAUGAGAAUCUUAACGCAGUGUAACAAUGCAGAAAAAAUCAUCAAGUUCUUACUGAAAAACCAGAUUAAGUACAAAAACGUUUUGGCUAAAAUACAUCAUGCUUCUCUACAAGAAAAUGGCAGAAUUGUUAUGGAACAAUUGAACGAUUAUUACAACCCCGUAUUUGCUUUGGAAUUAAGGGAACCUUCAUACCCUGAUAAAUUGCUUCAUAGGUUCAACUUCUUAAGUAACAAUCCAAAUUUGGAAGGUGGAGAAACAUUGGUAGAGUUGAUAUAUGGGAAUAAUAAGUUCAUCUCUGAGGUUGACAAUUACAAGAGUUUGAAAAAUUACAAAAAAAUGCUAAGGUUCAGUGUGGGGUGUGAAGAUUUCCAAGAUAUUAUAAGGGAUAUUGACCAAGCAUUAACCGGUUUAAUGAAUUAA